AUGGCCACCCCCCAAAUCACCCUCACCAGCUCCGAUGGUGUCGAUGUCACCGUCGAGCGCACCGUCGCUGAGCGAUCCGUCCUGAUCAAGAACAUGCUCGAGGAUCUCGGUGACUCCGGCGAGGCCAUCCCCAUUCCCAACGUAAGUUACUUACAUGCCAUCCAAAAGCUCCUGUCAACGAGGCCGUCCUCCGCAAGGUCAUCGAGUGGUGCGAGCACCACAAGAACGACCCCCCCCACCGCCGGUGACGAGGACGACAACCGCCGCAAGACCAGCGAUAUCGAAGAAUGGGACCAGAAGUUCAUGCAGGUUGACCAGGAGAUGCUUUUCGAGAUCAUUCUGGUGAGUAACUCGGACGCUUGUUUGGUUGCUACCGCUACCGCGCCCGCGGCGAAAGUGAAAGCGAAAGCGAAAAUCAACCCAACCCAACCAUUCACUAACCAUUUUUCUUCUUCUUCUCUUCAGGCUGCCAAUUACCUCGAUAUCAAGGCUCUGCUGGACGUCGGCUGCAAGACUGUCGCUAAUAUGAUCAAGGGCAAGUCUCCCGAGGAAAUCCGCAAGACUUUCAACAUUCAGAACGAUUUCACUCCUGAGGAGGAGGAUCAGAUUCGCCGCGAGAACGAGUGGGCCGAGGAGUGA
This is a messenger RNA of Penicillium cosmopolitanum, 639 nucleotides long. It is a transcript of the gene skpA, whose product is annotated as SCF ubiquitin ligase subunit skpA. Gene Ontology annotation, biological process: SCF-dependent proteasomal ubiquitin-dependent protein catabolic process; mitotic cell cycle. Gene Ontology annotation, cellular component: cytoplasm; nucleus. The coding region runs from base 1 to 639 and encodes 212 amino acids. The record is from RefSeq and is a predicted model, not a curated record. The transcript is spliced from 3 exons. Lineage: Eukaryota; Fungi; Ascomycota; Eurotiomycetes; Eurotiales; Aspergillaceae. Gene Ontology annotation, molecular function: cullin family protein binding.